Molecule: messenger RNA, 669 nt
Organism: Podospora bellae-mahoneyi
Lineage: Eukaryota; Fungi; Ascomycota; Sordariomycetes; Sordariales; Podosporaceae
Exons: 1
Coding region: 1-669 (222 amino acids)
Source: RefSeq, a predicted model, not a curated record
AUGAAGCUUCUACCGCUCCCCCUCCUCAUCACCAUCACCACCUCCCUCACCACCGCCCUCCAAAGAACCACCCACCCCGACGGCUCCAUCCACGUCUGGAACUCCCUGGACAACUUCAACGACGCACCCCCGUCAUACAGCCCCCUCGAAAGCCCCCCUACCCAAAUACCCAUCGCCCGUCCCGCCGCCCCCAAGAAACCCUGCUGCCUCAAAGGCAACAAAUGCUCCCGCGCCCUCGAGGCCCAAUCCGCCAAAUGUUUCUGCAACAAGCACACCAAAACAACCUGCAAAGGGCCCGCCGCCAUGGGUCCCUUCCAAAAGUCCUGCUGGCACAAGCCCCCAAAAGCUAGACUCGGCUUGUUCACGUUUCGCUCCCGCAGCUCCCUCCCAUUCUUGAACCCCAUGAUCGUCGUCUGUCUAACCAUGAUACAGACAAAAGCCCCGCCUCCACAUGUCGGCAAUGACCGGGGUCACGACAUCGAGUCAGAGACAAGAUACCCCAAUUACGAGUCUGAUGACUACGCCUAUCCGUUCAAGCCAAUGUGUGGCCCUCCAGGGUCACCAUGUACGAUCGACAACUUUGUGGACGUGUGCUGCACCAAUGUCAAUGGGUCUGUGGGCUGCUCGUUCCCAUCGGGGGAUCCUCAGUUUGGGACUUGUUUCUUGUGA